Messenger RNA from Chanos chanos (milkfish), 1554 nucleotides. It is a transcript of the gene angptl2a, whose product is annotated as angiopoietin-like 2a. The record is from RefSeq and is a predicted model, not a curated record. The coding region runs from base 1 to 1554 and encodes 517 amino acids. The transcript is spliced from 4 exons. Gene Ontology annotation, biological process: blood coagulation. NCBI's taxonomy places the organism in Eukaryota, Metazoa, Chordata, Actinopteri, Gonorynchiformes, Chanidae.
AUGGAGUUAACCCUGCUCAUUCUGCUGGUUCUGGCGUGUAAGCCUGUUUUUGCUGCCGUGGGCGAGCCCCAGGUGUUUGAGAGUAGAGAUGAGGAGCUGGAGAGGGAGUUCCUGUACGCCGGGAGGACAAAGCGCUCAGUGGAUUCUUCCGCAGCCCAGCAGCCAGACAAAUGCUCCUACACCUUCAUAGUGCCCCAGCAGAAAGCAACUGGCGCCAUCUGUGUGAACUCCAAGGAACCAGAGGCCCUGCUGGAGAACCGCGUCAACAAGCAGGAGCUAGAGCUGCUUAACGGGGAGCUGCACAAGCAGCGUGGACAGAUUGAGUCGCUGCAGCAGCUGGUGGAGGUGGACGGCGGUGUGGUGAAUGAGGUGAAACUCCUACGCAAGGAGUCACGCAACAUGAAUGCCCGCGUCACGCAACUCUACAUGCAACUGCUGCACGAGAUUAUCCGCAAACGGGACAAUGCACUGGAGGUGUCCCAGCUGGAGAACCGUGUGCUGAACCACACGUCCGAGAUGCAGCGGCUGGCGGCGCGUUACCGUGACCUGGAACACAAGUACCAGCAUCUGGCCACUCUGGCCAGCAACCAAAGUGCUCUGAUUGGGCAGCUGGAGGAGCAGUGCCGCAGGGGAGGAUUCAGCGGAGGAGCUGGACGUGUCGUCCGUCCUCAGCCACCCGUCAUGCCCCAUGUGCCGGCCCAGCCGCGGGCGCCUCCACCCCCACCUCCGGCUCCUGCCAGGCCCUUCCACCCACCCACCAACCCACGCCACAACGGCAAUCAGAUCACCAACGAAAUACAGAGUGACCAGAACUCCAAGGCCAUGCCACCAAAAUUUCCCACAAUGCCCUCCGACACUCCCAGCCAAUCCACCACAGAUAAGCCCUCAGGGCCAUUUAAAGACUGUCUCCAGGCACUGGAGGACGGGCACACCAGCAGUGGCAUGUACCUGCUGAAACCCCAGAAUGCCAACCGUCUGAUGCAGGUGUGGUGUGACCAGAGGCACGACCCCGGUGGCUGGACCGUCAUCCAGAGACGACAAGAUGGCUCCGUCAACUUCUUUAGAAACUGGGAGACUUACAAGCAAGGUUUUGGGAACAUUGAUGGUGAGUACUGGCUAGGCCUGGAAAACAUCUACUGGCUCACAAACCAAGGCAACUACAAACUGCUGGUGACGCUGGAAGACUGGUCAGGCAGGAAGACCUUUGCCGAGUACGCCAGCUUCCGCAUCGAGUCCGAGGCCGACUUCUACAAGCUGAGGGUGGGGCGUUACCAUGGCAAUGCUGGAGACUCCCUCACAUGGCACAACGGCAAGCAGUUUACCACCCUGGACAGAGACCAUGAUGUCUAUACAGGUAACUGUGCCCACUACCAAAAAGGAGGAUGGUGGUACAAUGCCUGUGCACACUCCAACCUGAACGGCGUAUGGUACCGCGGUGGACACUACCGUAGCCGAUACCAAGACGGCGUGUACUGGGCGGAAUUCAGGGGCGGGGCAUACUCCUUAAAGAAAGUUACAAUGAUGAUACGACCCAAUCCGAACACUUUCCACUGA